AAAGAAGAAGACAAGAGAAGGAAAACAAGUAAACUCAGCUUUGUCUUGUUAUCUUCUGCAGUGUGGGAUUCCACUCUUUUGUUCUUGUCACCUCUCUGAUCUCUCCCUCUAUCUCGGUAAACUUAGUUACCAUUUUAGCCUCUCUCUAUAUAUUCCACAUCUCUCUUUACUUCUCGCUACUCCAAAACUACUUCAAUAAAUCACGGUCUUAACUUUGGAAACCACCACAUAGAUCUAGGUUGUGAAUAAAGAUGAAGAUUUCGAUAGGACGAGGUGGGUCAGGUCGGAUAGCGAAGCUCCGUUGCUGGGAUUGGUGUAAGGAACAAAGAACGCGUGUUUAUAUCAUCUGGAGGUGUUUGCUUUUCUUGCUACAGUGGGAAGACUAAAGAUCGACAAAGAAUAAUUAGCAAUCUCAAAGAUUUAUUCCACACUCGGUUUACAAAGUGGAAGAAAAACCAAUGGAGUUUUUUUUUGGUCUUCAGGAGAAUAAACGUGUAUGUCGUUUUAUUUGGUUCAGUUUAUUUAGUACAACACUUCGUCUAUAUUUAACGUUAGUUGCGUCAGUUGUAUAGUUUAGUCUGUGACGUAAGUUAAUCUGAAAAUAAGCUAAUGCUGAUUAGACUGGUAAUGUAAGCUAAAGAAGUACUAAUGUUUUACUUUAUCCACUUUCUAGGAUGGCUUUCA
Brassica napus (rape) is the source of this 684-nucleotide messenger RNA. RefSeq names its product small polypeptide DEVIL 23-like. Gene Ontology annotation, biological process: negative regulation of cell population proliferation. The record is from RefSeq and is a predicted model, not a curated record. Bases 252 to 386 code for a protein of 44 amino acids. The transcript has a single exon. Lineage: Eukaryota; Viridiplantae; Streptophyta; Magnoliopsida; Brassicales; Brassicaceae.